ACUUCUCUCUUUCAUAUCUUUUAGGUCAAUGCUUUCCUUUCCUUCAUCUUUCCCAUGAUUGUAAUCACCGUUCUCAACACCAUCAUAGCCAACCAGCUGAUCAUUAUGGUCAAACAGGCUCACCAGGAAAACCAAGUGUGCACCAUCGGUGGACAGCAGACGGUCCUCAGUAUGUCCAUGGAACCCAGCCGUAUCCAGUCCCUAAAGCACGGGGUCCGAGUCCUUCGCGUGGUAGUCAUAGCGUUUGUUGUCUGCUGGCUCCCAUAUCACGUGCGGCGACUGAUGUUUUGUUACAUCCCGGAGGAGCUCUGGACAGACGAACUCAAUGAUUUCUACCACUACUUCUACAUGCUAACCAACGUCCUCUUCUACGUCAGCUCCACCGUCAACCCGAUCCUUUAUAAUCUGGUGUCGGCAAACUUUCGGCAGAUCUUUGUCUCCACUCUAAGUUUUUUAUGCCCACCAUGGAGAAGAAAGAAACAGCACCCGGGUUUUUCCAGGAAGUCCAACAGCAUCUCCAGCACCAACCAUACAUUUUCCACCCAAGUCACCAGGGAAACUCCAUACUGAAAACAAUGAGAUAAGUCAUCCAGCACUU
Messenger RNA from Rana temporaria (common frog), 598 nucleotides. RefSeq names its product neurotensin receptor 1 (gene NTSR1). Bases 55 to 570 code for a protein of 171 amino acids. Gene Ontology annotation, molecular function: G protein-coupled neurotensin receptor activity. The record is from RefSeq and is a predicted model, not a curated record. Gene Ontology annotation, cellular component: plasma membrane. The transcript has 3 exons. Gene Ontology annotation, biological process: neuropeptide signaling pathway. NCBI's taxonomy places the organism in Eukaryota, Metazoa, Chordata, Amphibia, Anura, Ranidae.